AUGCCAGGCGCAGAUAAAACAGAAAAUAAACUUUUAUCAAAAGAUCCACCUGAUAUUGAGAAUCUUCUUGCAUUAAAUCCAAAAACAAAACGAUAUGCAAAUUCAAGACCAUCAGUACAAACUGUAAAAGAUAAAAAACAUUGGAAACGUAAUGACGAACAUACAUGUGCAAGUGGUUGUAGUAAAGAUUUAAGUCGAAAUUUUCUCGAUGUUAAACAUACAACAUUAAGCGAACGUGGAGCUUUACGUGAAGCAUCAAGAUGUCUUAAAUGCGCUGAUGCACCUUGUCAAAAAUCAUGCCCAACAUCAAUUGAUAUAAAAUCUUUUAUAACAUCAAUUUCCAAUAAAAAUUAUUAUGGAGCUGCUAAAGCAAUUUUAUCCGAUAAUCCAUUAGGUCUUACAUGUGGUAUGGUCUGUCCAACAAGUGAUCUUUGUGUUGGUGGUUGUAAUUUAUAUGCUAGUGAAGAAGGUCCAAUUAAUAUCGGUGGUUUACAACAAUUUGCUGUUGAUAUAUUUAAAGCAAUGCAUAUUCCAGCUAUAAGAGAUCCAAGGGAUGAUGGUACAAAUUUAAGUGAUAAAUAUUCAAGUAAAAUAGCAUUAAUGGGUUGUGGUCCAGCAUCAAUAUCAUGUGCAACAUUUCUUGCUCGACUUGGUUAUAAAGAUUUAACAAUAUUUGAAAAACAAGAUUAUUUAGGUGGUCUUAGUUCACAAGAAAUUCCUCAAUAUCGUUUACCAUAUGAUGCUGUUAAUUUUGAAGUUGAACUUAUGAAAGAUUUAGGCGUUAAAAUUAUACGUAAUAAACCAUUAACAAUUGAAAAAGAUGGUUUAACAGUACAAAAUUUACUUAAUGAACAUGGAUAUAAAGCUGUUUUUCUUGGUAUUGGUCUUCCAAAUCCAAAUAUUGAUCCAAUUUUUAAAGAUUUAACUACUGCUGAAGGUUUUUAUACUUCAAAAAAUUUUUUACCAAUAGUUUCCAAAUCAAGUAAAGCAGGAAUGUGUGCAUGUAAAGCUUCAUUACCUGUUUUAAGUGGUAAUGUUGUUGUACUUGGUGCUGGUGAUACAGCAAUGGAUUGUGCAACAUCGGCUAUACGUUGUGGUGCAACAAAAAUAUUUGUUUGUUUUCGAAAAGGUUUUAAUCAGAUGCGUGCUGUUCCUGAAGAAGUUGAUGUAGCAAUUGAAGAACGAUGUGAAUUUCUUCCGUUUUGUUCUCCAAGACAAGUUAUUGUUAAAAAUGGAAAAAUAACAUCAAUGGAAUUUGUUAAGACUGAACAAAACGAAUCAGGUGAUUGGAUUGAAGAUGAAGAUCAAACAAUUCGUUUGAAAUGUAAUUAUGUUAUCUCAGCAUUUGGUUCAACAUUGAAUGAACUUUCAGUUAUUCAAGCACUUGAACCUGUACUAUUAGAUAAAUAUAAUUAUCCAGUUGUUGAUUUAAAAUCAAUGUCUACAAGUGAACCAGGUGUCUUUUGUGGUGGUGAUUUAGCAAAAAUAGCUAGUACAACAGUUGAAAGUGUUAAUGAUGGAAAAACAGCUGCUUGGCAUUUACAUAGAUAUUUACAAGGUGAUGAAACUCUUCCUCUCGAACCUCAAUUACCAAAAUUCUAUACAGCAAUUGAUAAAGUUGAUGUUAGUAUUGAAAUAUGUGGUAUGAAAUUUCCAAAUCCAUUUGGACUUGCUAGUGCACCACCUGUAACAUCAGGUCCAAUGAUUCGACGAAGUUUUGAGAGUGGAUGGGGUUUUGUUGUAACAAAAACCUUCGGACUUGACAAAGAUCUUAUUACAAAUGUAAGUCCACGUAUGGCUCGUGGUACAACAUCAGGUCAUGUAUAUGGUCCAGGACAAGGUUCAUUUAUAAAUAUUGAACUUAUUUCGGAAAAAACAUGUGGAUAUUGGCUUCGUUGUAUAACAGAAUUAAAAAAAGAUUUUCCUGAUCGAAUUGUUAUUGCAUCGAUUAUGUGUAGUUUUGAUGAACAAGAUUGGACGGAAUUAGCAAAAGUAACGGAAGCAUCUGGUGCUGAUGCAUUAGAGUUAAAUCUUUCCUGUCCACAUGGAAUGGGUGAAAAGGGUAUGGGUUUAGCUUGUGGUCAAAAAACUGAUCUUGUUUACAAUAUUUGCAAAUGGGUUCGUGCUGCUGUUAAAAUUCCAUUUUUUGCUAAAAUGACACCAAAUAUAACUAAUAUUGUCGAUAUUGCUCGUGCAGCAAAAGAAGGUGGAGCUGAUGGUGUUACAGCAACAAAUACAGUCAGUGGUCUUAUGAGUAUACGACAUGAUGGAACAGCAUGGCCAUCCGUUGGAAACAGUAAAAAAACAACAUAUGGUGGUGUUUCAGGCAAUGCUAUUCGACCCAUUGCUUUAAGAGCUGUUUCAGCAAUAGCUCGUGCUCUUCCAGGAUUUCCAAUCCUUGCAACUGGUGGUAUUGAUUCAGCUGAUGCUGGUAUGCAAUUUUUAUAUGCUGGAGCAUCUGCACUUCAAGUUUGUAGUGCAGUACAAAAUCAAGAUUUUACAUUAAUUGAUGAUUAUUUAACUGGUUUACAAGCAUUACUUUAUUUGAAAUCACUCGGUUUAGAAGGAUGGGAUGGUCAAUCACCUCCAACACCAAAACAUCAAAGGGGUAAAGCAAUUCUUGUUAAAGAUCUUGUUGGUUCACAUUUACCAGUAUUUGGUGAAUAUCGAAAAAAACGUGAGGAAAUAACUCAAAACUUUUUGAAUAAAGCCGAUUUACUUGAUGAACAAUUUCAACCGGAACAAGUUCGUCCAGCACGAGAAUCACAAACAAAAGUUCCUCGUUUAGUUGAUGUUCGUGGUAUAGCAUUGGAUCGAAUAGGUGAUUUUAAAGACUUAGAUCCUCGACAACCAUCUGUGGCUAUUAUUGAUGAUGAUUUAUGUGUUAAUUGUGGAAAAUGUUAUAUGACUUGUAAUGAUUCGGGUUAUCAAGCUAUAACAUUUGAUCCAAUAACACAUAUUCCACAUAUUACUGAAGAUUGUACUGGAUGUACAUUAUGUACAUCUGUUUGUCCAAUUAUUGAUUGUAUUACGAUGGUACCACGAACAUCAGUAUAUGAUAUAAAACGUGGUUUUACAAAACAAAGAAUGGACGAAAAGACAUCAUCACUUGGUGUCGUACAAUAA
Adineta steineri is the source of this 3126-nucleotide messenger RNA. The record is from the annotation of a GenBank genome assembly. NCBI's taxonomy places the organism in Eukaryota, Metazoa, Rotifera, Eurotatoria, Adinetida, Adinetidae.